Messenger RNA from Myiozetetes cayanensis, 3571 nucleotides. It is a transcript of the gene BPNT1, whose product is annotated as 3'(2'), 5'-bisphosphate nucleotidase 1. Gene Ontology annotation, biological process: phosphatidylinositol phosphate biosynthetic process. The coding region runs from base 206 to 1129 and encodes 307 amino acids. Gene Ontology annotation, molecular function: 3'(2'),5'-bisphosphate nucleotidase activity. The transcript has 9 exons. The record is from RefSeq and is a predicted model, not a curated record. NCBI's taxonomy places the organism in Eukaryota, Metazoa, Chordata, Aves, Passeriformes, Tyrannidae.
CGUUCCCAGGUGCGUCUGGGAGGACGGCGGGUUCUUCCCGAAGGAGCCGGCGCGGAGGCCGCGGUGCGGGGCCGGGAGUGUGGUCAGUCCUUGGGUCCGUCCUUGGCGAGGCGAGGGGCGGGAAGAGCUUGGAGCGCCCCGCGCGCUGCUGGAGAGCGGUGACGGAGGAGAUCCGGGGAACAGCGAGACUGGAGACGCCUUCAGGAUGGCCUCCCCGGCUCUGCUCAUGCGUGUGGUCGCCUCUGCGUAUUCUGUGGCGGAAAAAGCUGCAACAAUUGUCAGAAAUGUAAUGUCUGCAGGAGAUCUGGGGAUAGUGGAGAAGGCUGGGCCCAAUGACUUGCAGACCAAAGCUGACCGACUUGUACAAAUGAGCAUUUGUGCUUCCCUGGCACGGAAGUUUCCCAAGGUCACAAUCAUAGGAGAAGAGGAUUUGCCCACUGAUGAUGUAACUGAGGAAUUAAUUGAAGAUGGUCACUGUGAAGAAAUACUGAAGAAACCUUGUCCUGCUCAGUACACAGGAAUUAAAGAGGAGGAGCUUGUAAUAUGGGUUGAUCCCCUGGAUGGAACCAAGGAGUACACUGAAGGUCUCCUUGACCACGUAACGGUUCUUAUUGGAAUUGCAUAUGGAGGGAAAGCAAUAGCAGGAGUUAUUAACCAGCCAUAUUACAACUAUGAGGCAGGAGCUGGUGCUGUGUUGGGCAGGACGAUCUGGGGAGUCCUGGGCAUAGGUGCCUUUGGAUUUCAGCUCACAGAAGCACCUGCUGGGAAACACAUCAUCGUUACCACCCGUUCCCACAGCAGUGCCCUGGUAAAUGAGUGCAUCAGUGCCUUGAACCCAGACAGUGUCAUCAGAGUUGGAGGAGCAGGAAACAAGGUCAUUCAACUUAUAGAAGGCAAGGCAUCUGCUUAUAUAUUUGCCAGCCCUGGGUGCAAGAAAUGGGAUACAUGUGCACCUGAAGCUAUUCUACAUGCUGUGGGAGGCAAGAUAACUGAUAUCCGUGGAAAUUCAUUUCAGUAUAACAAGGAAGUAAAACACAUGAAUUCAGCUGGGGUCCUCGCCACUUUGAGGAAUUAUGACUAUUAUGCCAGUCGUAUUCCUAACACUGUGAAAGAGUCUCUAGUGCCUUAAAGCAAGGGAAGCAUCUUCACUUGGCCUGGAAGGCUGAGAAAGUGAACUUGGGGAAAAAAGAGAGAAAGAAGACAACUGAGCUUGAAAUCUUGUUUUACAGAAUCUGAACUGAAUUCUUUUAUUAAGGUGUUCAAUAAUUUCAAAGUUACACAGAAUCCGUAAGUAAAUGUUGGAUCAGAUUGUUUUGCUGUUUUUAGCAGGCAACUUCAAAGUGGUCACAUUUCUUCAACAGCUGUAUUCUGUAUUCUCUGGGAAUUUUUAUUCUUCAUGACUGUGCAUGAUAUACUGUAAAUCAUAACACUGCAGACCAAAAAUCACCUGAAAAUUAUGGGCACAAAAUCACAUUAAGUCAUUUACCUACUUUUGCUCGAUGUUUUUUUUGUUGUAUGUAGCCAGUACAGGUUAUUGUGUUAAAUACAAAUGGACUAAGGAUUUGCCUGGAUGGAUUAGCCCAUUUGUUAUAAAGUUGCCAGUUUUGAUUCUUAGAAGUGAAUCUUUGAAUUUUUCAAUCUGCACUCAGUUUUGGGAUGGCUGAAAUUGUUAUUUGUGGUGAAUUGGGUUGUCUGAGUUUUGCAGGAGGCAGGACACAGUCCAUCUGGUCGUUCAACAUCCCAUAUAGAGAUUCCUGGGUCAUUGGAUCCAUUGAGGAUCAGUGAAGCAUUAAUACAGCAGGGUUCAGGACACCCUCAAAUAAAAGGUGACAGGGGGAGGAGUUCCAAGCUCCUCUCUGACUUGAAAUGCCCCUGGCAGGAUUUAUGCCACUGCAGUCUUGGAGUGCUUUGGGCAUCCUAGGUCAUUUCAACAUAUGUGGGGGUAACAGAAGGUGCAGAACUUAAAAUUUUUCACGUCCAAAUUUUGAGAUAAACAGGUCCCUUUCCAACAGCCCCACCAAGCUGAAGAACCUGACAGUCCCACUCGCCCUCCAUAUGAAAUGUAGGCAUGUUAGGGAGGGGAAAGAAGUGGGACAAGAUCACCACAAAUUAACUUAAGAAUUGGAGAGCCUGUUUCAGUCAGCUUUCCCAUAGGUGUGGGUCUUAGGAAAGCAGGAUUCAACUGCUCAGUCCACUUGAACACAAAAGAGAACAAGUAUUAAAUUACAUACAGCUAGCUAAAAUUGGCAACCUUAGCCAAAACGGGUGAAAUCUCUUCAAGCUGAAUUUGGAAUUCUGGAGUUAGGAUCUUGAACCACUGAGGCCUCCAUGCCCUUUGUUUUCUCCACUUUUUGUGCCCCAAGUCCCUUAUUCUCAAAUUAAGGAGUCUUAGGGCAUCCCUUUCCCCAACAGUGUGACACUGAGGCAUUCCAUGAAGAGAUGCCAGUUUCAACAGACAACACAUAGUUUUGCUUUUCUUUCUGUUCUCUGUGUGGAGAAAAGAGUGGCAUAUGUCAGCUUCUCAAGCAUGUGGUGUCAGGGAGGAGGUGCCUGAACACAGCUGCUCGCUUAUGUAAAGACUGAAUCCCUAAGCUCCUCUCCCACGUGGUUUUUUUUGCUGUUACCUGUGCUGACACCAUAAAUGUUAAAGUAGGCUGCAGGCUCCACUGCACUGUUUCUUCCUUUCUGCCCCUCUCCAUCCACACAAACCAUCUUUAAACUAGCACUUCAAGGUACAAAAGUUAUGUUUUCCAUACAGAAGAAAAUUUCAAAUUUCAGUUUUCAACAUUAUGUUCAUGUUACUUCUUUUUCCUUUUCAUCACACAAGGUGUUUAACAACUCUAAUUUACUUAACAGUCCUUAGAUUAUAUCCUUUCCUCACCACAGGAUAACAUCAAUAUGACUUCAGUGCCUGAAAGCUGGCUCUGUUUUCAGCAAGCUGGAACACCUUGACACCAAAAGAUAUGAACGAGGCAACUCUUGCUAAGGUGUUCCCAGUUUCUCCCUGUGCUCGCAUGGAACAGGAUCUAAGGAAGGUCUUUCCUUAGUGAGGUCAUCUUAGUGUAACAUUUAGAUAAAUUAGCAAGAUUAGUACUUACCUCAUUCUAUUGUGACACUGGAUUAAAGCCACACACAUAGGACUGAUGUGUGCUUCUAAUCCUUUGAUCUAAAGCCUACCUUCCUUCUCUUUCCUCAAGUGCAUGACUAGUAAGAGCAGGCAAGACAGAUUCAGCCUGCUUUAAUUAGAACCUUCUUCAUGUUUUGGCCCAUUACAAGUUUAGUCAUUCCACAUAUUGAUUGUGACUGAAGUUUGAGCCAUAUAGCAAGUACGAGCUUAAUCUCAUCUCACUGCUUCAGUUGUAUAUAAUUUUCACCUUUACCUUGUACAGGAUUCUUUGUUACGCAUGCUUUAGCUUUCCCAUCAAAAUCUGCAUGUGAAUUUGCAGAACACAUUAAGAUAAAAUGUAUAACAAUUUAGACAAUGCAAAGCCUGCCUUAAUAAUUCUUUCCAUGUAAUCAUUAAAAUACUAAGUACAGAACCCACUGUUAGUAAACUUCAUCUAUGUAUCUA